Messenger RNA from Podarcis muralis (Common wall lizard), 2533 nucleotides. RefSeq names its product solute carrier family 35 member G2 (gene SLC35G2). The record is from RefSeq and is a predicted model, not a curated record. NCBI's taxonomy places the organism in Eukaryota, Metazoa, Chordata, Lepidosauria, Squamata, Lacertidae. Gene Ontology annotation, cellular component: plasma membrane.
UUAAAUGAUUGGCUUUUUUCUUCCAUUACCAAAAAGAGAUCACAAAAGUCUUGUCAUGUGUCAUCUAAAACAUAUGCUCCACUGGCAGGAUUACUAGUAAGAACGAUAUUUAUUCCCCUCCACAAUUAGUAGUGACGGUGCUGUCAAAUGCCCUUGAGCUCUACUGAGCAUGCUCACUUUUUCUGGUCUGUUCAUUGCAUUUGAUUCUUUAGCUGUAGCCUCUCUCUCCCCUUCAUUGCUUUUAUGUACAGACAGAAGAGACGGUAACCAAAAGAGAAUCUACAUUAUUCCUCCUGCACACUCCAUAAACUGAACAUUUGGGUCUGUGUUUCUGGAUUCACAGGUAGCUAUUCUCAAUUCUCUGUUUUCUUCAAAUUUAAAAGACAGGAAUGGAUACACUAUCGGAUGCUGGAGAGCAUAUUUUCUCCCUUUAACAUCUCUUGGUAUGGUAUAUUUUUGAGGGAUCACUUACUCAGCAGCUUCUAAACAAGAGUCCUAGUUACCUGAGGAAAUGGAUACUUCACCUUCCAAACAAUAUCCAGUAAAAAAACGAGUGAAAAUUCAUCCUAACACAGUGACAGUGAAAUAUACUUCUCAUUAUCCACAGCCUGGAGAGGAAGGGUAUGAAGAAGCAAAUGAAGACAUUGAGAGUUUUGUGGAAGAUAAUCCAAAGAGAAGAUUGCUGAGCAAUGGCCAGCGGAGAGGAAGAUCCUUCUUUGGCACUAUUGACAUCCCAUCUCAGGAACCACAAAAGCCAGAAGCUAAUAAGAGUGGGCAAGGCCAAAGUUUUGUAGACAGAAGCAUUUUUCAGUCCAGAAAGACUUGGGCAGUGCUUUUUGGAUCUGCUUUGGCCCAUGGUUGUGUUGCCCUGAUAACUAGACUUGCUUCUGAUCGUUCCAAAGUGCCAUCUCUAGAACUGAUCUUCAUUCGUUCUGUUUUACAAGUGUUUUCCGUCUUAGUUGUGUGCUACUACCAUGAGGAACCUUUUGGACCGAAAGGAUACAGACUGCGGUUGUUCUUUUAUGGAGUAUGCAAUGUUAUUUCCAUUACCUGUGCUUAUACUUCCUUUGCAAUAGUACCCCCAAGCAACGGGACUACAAUGUGGAGAGCUACCACCACUGUCUUCAGCGCCAUCUUGGCAUUUUUAUUAGUAGAUGAGCGAAUGGCUUACAUUGAUGUAAUCACUGUGGUGAGUAGCAUCUUUGGUGUUUGCCUGGUCAUGAUCCCCAACAUUGUUGAUGAAGAAGAUUCUCUGCUUAAUAUUUGGAAAGAGGCCUUUGGAUAUACCAUGACAGUUAUGGCAGGCGUAACCACAGCUCUUUCCAUGAUCGUGUACAGGUCCAUUAAGGAUAAUGUCAGCAUGUGGACAGCACUGUUUACCUUUGGUUGGACUGGAACAGUGUGGGGAGCCUCCACCAUGUUUUUCCUCCAAGAGCCAAUAAUUCCACUGGAUGGAACAAGCUGGGGCUAUCUCAUGGGCAUCUGCAUAUGUUCCACAGUGGCUUUUCUGGGUGUCUAUUAUGCCUUGAACAAAUUUCAUCCAGCCUUGGUCAGCACAGUGCAGCAUCUGGAGAUUGUGAUAGCUAUGAUCCUUCAGCUCCUUGUGCUACACAUCUUCCCCAGCAUCUAUGAUAUGAUUGGGGGAGCAGUUAUCAUCAUUAGUGUCUUUUUCCUUGCAUGUUAUAAACUGUCUUGGAAGGACUUAAGAAAACAAGAGUAUGAGGAGAUACUAGAUUCUUGUAUUAAAUGACUGCAAAGCUGUAUUUUGUUUACUGAUAUCUACAAUUAAUAUUCAUUUGUGUAUGUCUUUUGUAGAGUGUUGUUGACAGCAUACUGCCAUUUCUUGUCUGAAUAUAAAAGGUUACAUCUGCCCUAGUAUAGCUCAGUGGAGUUGCACUAGAAAUUUCUGUCCUGUGUAGGAGAAAUGUUUUAAAAUGUUAAUGCUGUGAAAAUUAGAUUUUCUUCUUAACUAGUAUAUAAGAAGUGCCAAUAUUUAAUAUACACAACUCUGUCCUUUAAAAUAUGUCUCAUUAGAGUCUAGCAGGCAUAGUCAGACCCUAAGAUUUUUAUAUCAGACUAUGAUGUUCACCUGUGUAAAGCAACCAUUUGUUGGGUCUCAGGCAAGGUAGUCUUCAGAAGGAAAUAGCAAACUGAGCCCCUUAGCUUCUCACCACAAAUAACCAGAUCUUAAAUGGAAGUUUUUACAGAGGUUUGUUGUAGUAUAGGUUUUGACACAUUACCUAUUCUAGGUUGUUAUAUGCAUAUAUGGUUCCUACAGAUUUCAUCUGGCUUGCCAAUUUGCAUUUCUUGCAUUGACUGGAGCUCACUGAUGGUGUGUAGCCUGAAACCUGACCUGACAACCUCAACUCACAGCAUGCUUGCUGUGGAUUCAAGAGCAGAGACAGUGUGACCGCAGAGAAAAGCACAGCAGCCGAACAUGGACACUGAAUGAUUGCUCAUGGAAACAAUAUAUUGUUUGUUUUAAUAUGUAAUGUUUUAUAAAUAAGAAUUUUAAAUUGUAUGUAACAAUUAU